AUGGCGCCCGUUUCCAUUGCAGACCUCGUGGCUGCCCUCCCCUCGGAGGACUCCUGGGGCCCCGCCACUCCCUCCGACAACAUGCUCGAGGGUGUCCCAUAUGCUCCCUUCUCCAAGGGCGACAAGCUUGGCCGUAUGGCUGACUGGACCUCUGAUUCCAAGGACCGUGAUAGGGCUGGUCGUCAAGCCUACAACCGCAACUACAGAGAUCAGCAGGUGUAUGGAGCAGGCACCUCCAGCUUGUUCAACGUCCAGGUCGCCGAAGACGAGUCCUCCUUCUCCGUUGUCGACAACACCCGUACUACGACCAAGCGUACUUUUGGUCGCGGAGGUGGCACUGUCUUCCGGGGUCGCGCUCAGCGUGGCGGCGCUGGCCAGAGAGGUGGCCGCGCUGGCUUCCAGAGAGUCGGCGCUGGCCGUGGCCAGGGUGGUGACCGUUAUUACGACAACCGCGGUGGUCGUGGCAACCGUGGCCGUCGUUCCGGCUGGAAGGACUAUGACAAGCCUCAGAGAACUCGUGAGCCUUCGGUCAACGUCCGUCCCGACUGGACCAUGCUGGAGGAGGUUGACUUCAGCCGUCUCUCCAAGCUGAACCUCGAGGCCCCCGAGGGUGAGGAUCUCGACUCCUACGGUUUCCUCUACUACUACGACCGCUCCUACGACAAGGCCCCUGUCAAGAACGCCGAGCGCAGACUGCAGGCCUUGGACCGUGCUGCUUACAACGUGACCACCACCCAGGAUCCCAUCAUCCAGGAGCUUGCCGAGAAGAACGAGGCCACCGUCUUCGCCACAUCCGACAUCCUGUCCAUGCUCAUGUGCGCUCCCCGCAGUGUAUACUCGUGGGAUAUUGUCAUCGUGCACCAGGGCAACAAGAUCUACUUCGACAAGCGCGAGGGUGCCUCGAUUGACCUGGUUACCGUCAACGAGAACGCCGCCGACGCUCCCCUCGAGGUCACCGACUCCUCCGGCAAGCAGGAGUCGCUCAACACCCCCAGCGCUCUCGCUCUGGAGGCCACCUUCAUCAACCACAACUUCGCUCUGCAGACCGUGGUGGAAUCGGAGGACUCCAAGGUGGGCUUCAGCCACCCCAACCCCUUCUACAACGCCUCCGAGGAGACCGAGCCCCUGGCUUCCAAGGGCUACAAGUACCGCCGCUUCGACAUGUCACUGCAGGAAGACGAGGAGCCCCUCAACCUGAUCGUCCGUACCGAGGUCGACGCCGUGAUGAAGAACCCCGUCAGCGGCGAGGAGCAGCAGCUAGUCGUCAAGGCGCUUAACGAGUUCGACAGCAAGGCGCCCGGCUCCGGCGGCGCCCUCGACUGGCGCAGCAAGCUCUGGUCGCAGCGCGGUGCCGUCGUCGCCACCGAGAUGAAGAACAACAGCAUCAAGCUCGCCCGCUGGGCCACCCAGGCCAUCCUCGCCAAGGCCGAUGCCAUGAAGCUCGGCUUCGUCUCGCGCGCCAACCCCCGCUCCGCCGCCGGACACGUUGUCCUCGGCGUCGUCAGCUACAAGCCCCGCGAUCUCGCCGCCCAGAUGAACCUGAACCUCGGCAACGGCUGGGGUAUCGUCCGCACCAUCGUCGACCGCAUCCAGGCCCUUGACGCCAACGAAGAGGAGGACAAGGUCACCAAGUAUGUCCUCAUCAAGGACCCCAACCGCCCUGUCCUGCGUCUGUAUAGCGUGCCCGCCAACACCUUCGAGGAGGACGAUGAGGCCGCCGACGAGCAGGAGGAGAAGGCCACCGAGGAGAGCGAGGAGUAA
Aspergillus clavatus NRRL 1 is the source of this 1761-nucleotide messenger RNA. RefSeq names its product eukaryotic translation initiation factor 3 subunit D. Lineage: Eukaryota; Fungi; Ascomycota; Eurotiomycetes; Eurotiales; Aspergillaceae. The transcript is spliced from 2 exons. The record is from RefSeq and is a predicted model, not a curated record. Gene Ontology annotation, biological process: translational initiation. The coding region runs from base 1 to 1761 and encodes 586 amino acids. Gene Ontology annotation, cellular component: cytoplasm; eukaryotic translation initiation factor 3 complex. Gene Ontology annotation, molecular function: translation initiation factor activity.